Molecule: messenger RNA, 1733 nt
Organism: Oryzias melastigma (Indian medaka)
Lineage: Eukaryota; Metazoa; Chordata; Actinopteri; Beloniformes; Adrianichthyidae
Product: cystine/glutamate transporter
Exons: 13
Coding region: 70-1521 (483 amino acids)
Biological process (GO): amino acid transmembrane transport
Cellular component (GO): membrane
Molecular function (GO): L-amino acid transmembrane transporter activity
Source: RefSeq, a predicted model, not a curated record
GGAAAAGAGGGAUAGGGGGGCCAGACUUGUUUCCCUCCAGUUCUGCCUGAUCCGCCAGACUGUAAGGAAAUGCAGGAAAAGAAAGAGGAGGACAACCUGAAGGAGAAGAAGGCCGAGGAUGCUGUGUGCCUCCGCAGGGAGAUCGGCCUGCUGCCUGCCGUGUCCUUCAUCAUUGGGACCGUGGUGGGCAGCGGCAUCUUCAUCGCUCCUAAGGGAGUUCUGAUGAACAGUGGGAGCGUGGGGUUGUCCCUCCUGGUGUGGGCGCUGUGUGGCGUCCUCUCGCUGUUUGGGGCGUUAUGCUACGCUGAACUGGGCACCACUUUUACCAAAUCUGGGGGCCACUACACUUACCUUCUGGAAACUCUGGGGCCCCUUCCUGCUUUCCUACGACUCUGGGUUGAGUUCUUAUUCAUCCGGCCGGCCGUGGCUUCCUAUGUCUCCCUGGCUUUUGGACGUUACGUGGUGGAGCCGUUCUUUGCACCCUGUGCCGCCCCCGAGGGGCUGAUUAAACUCGUCAGUAUCCUCGGAGUGACUUUUGUUGUAGCUGUGAACUGCUGGAGUGUGAACAUGGCGUCCCGCACCCAGGUCACUCUGACCUUCAUCAAGAUGUUCGCUCUGGUCCUGAUCAUCAUCCCCGGUGUCAUCGCCUUAUUUAAAGGAAGGACAGAGAACUUCCAGAAUGGCUUUGAGGUGGACCUCAUAACGCUGGAUAGGUUACCCCUCGCCUUUUAUAACGGUCUCUAUGCUUAUGGAGGGUGGUUUUAUCUGAAUUUCAUCACUGAAGAAGUUAUAAAUCCAAACAGAAACAUCCCACUGGCAAUAAUCUGCUCCAUGGUUACCGUGACGAUCUUUUACGUGCUGGUUAACGUGGCCUACUACACCAUGAUGACCCCCGGCGAGCUGCUGCUGUCGGACGCUGUGGCUGUGACGUUUGCCAACCGCGCUCUUCAGGGUCUGGCGUCUACAAUCCCCAUCCUGGUGGCGUUGUCCUGCCUCGGAGCACUAAACGGAGGCUUCUUCGGAUCCCCCAGGAUGCUGUUCGUGGGGGCCAGAGAGGGCCACUGGCCGCCCAUCUUCUCCAUGAUCCACAUUCGCCGACGCACGCCUUUACCUGCCGUGCUGCUGCUGUAUCCCCUGGUGGUCUUCAUGCUAAUCACCGGAGAGAUCUACCAGCUCAUCAACUUCGCCUCGUUUUCCCGCUGGUUCUUCAUCGCCUUGGCGACCCUGGGGAUGCUCAUCCAUCGAUACCGCUUCCCUCUUCUGCCGAGGCCUUUCAAGGUUCCCCUGAUCAUCGCGGUGACCUUCACCGUGGUUUGCUUCUUCAUCGUGGGGCUGUCGCUGUACUCCGACCCCUGGAACACCGGGAGGAGCUGCGCUCUCACCCUGACUGGAGUCCCGGUGUAUUACCUGACCGUGCACCGAUUCCGUCUGCCGCACAGAUGGAGGAACGCCUUCAAUAAAUGCUGCAGGAAGCUGCAGAUCCUCCUGGAAGUGGCUCAACAGGAAGUCCAGACGUACUGAACUCCUCUUUACACACUCAGUUCCUUCUAGAGACCCACGACUCCACGGAUCAUGACGGGGAGGCGGGAGAGACGGCGCCGGAGCUACGGGAACGCGGCGGCGUCCCGGUCACGCAGCAGAAGACGAUGAGCCGGAACCGCCUGCUAUAUUUUACCUGAUAACUGAUUUUAAAUGAUCAGGAAGAAAUAAAUAUGGAUCCGUGAAAAUGUUAA